This is a messenger RNA of Paramisgurnus dabryanus, 1725 nucleotides long. NCBI's taxonomy places the organism in Eukaryota, Metazoa, Chordata, Actinopteri, Cypriniformes, Cobitidae. The record is from RefSeq and is a predicted model, not a curated record.
GGGCAGACGGGAACGCGCACUAGUCUUGGGCAGACAGUCAACCGGAGAGGCUGCGUGAACAGACAACCGAGAAUUUCACCCUUAUAACCGUAUUUUCACCGUCUUGUCGCUCGACAUCUGAAGUAAACAUGCGCGAGAUCGUGCACCUGCAAGCGGGACAGUGUGGGAAUCAGAUCGGAGCCAAGUUUUGGGAGGUGAUCAGUGAUGAACACGGCAUUGACCCGACAGGCAGCUAUCAUGGAGACAGCGACCUGCAGCUGGACCGCAUCAGUGUUUACUACAAUGAGGCAUCAGGGGGCAAGUAUGUACCAAGGGCCAUCCUUGUGGAUCUAGAACCCGGAACCAUGGACUCUGUCCGCUCGGGUCCUUUUGGACAGAUAUUCAGACCUGACAAUUUUGUUUUUGGUCAGAGCGGAGCUGGUAAUAACUGGGCUAAAGGUCAUUACACAGAGGGAGCAGAGCUGGUGGAUUCAGUGCUGGAUGUGGUCCGUAAAGAAGCGGAGAGCUGUGAUUGCCUGCAGGGCUUCCAGCUCACACACUCCCUGGGUGGAGGAACGGGAUCCGGCAUGGGCACCCUCCUCAUCAGCAAGAUCCGCGAGGAGUACCCCGACCGGAUCAUGAACACUUUUAGCGUGGUGCCCUCACCCAAAGUGUCCGACACAGUGGUGGAGCCCUACAAUGCCACGCUGUCCGUCCAUCAGCUGGUGGAGAACACGGACGAGACGUACUGCAUCGACAACGAAGCCCUGUACGACAUCUGCUUCCGCACACUUAAACUCACCACCCCGACCUACGGUGACCUUAACCACCUCGUCUCCGCCACCAUGAGCGGGGUCACCACCUGCCUGAGGUUUCCCGGACAGCUGAACGCAGAUCUCCGUAAACUGGCGGUCAACAUGGUACCCUUUCCCCGUCUCCACUUCUUCAUGCCCGGAUUCGCCCCGCUCACCAGCAGGGGGAGCCAGCAGUACCGCUCUCUAACCGUGCCUGAGCUCACGCAGCAGAUGUUCGAUGCCAAGAACAUGAUGGCCGCAUGCGACCCCCGUCACGGACGCUACCUGACCGUGGCCGCCGUGUUCCGUGGACGCAUGUCCAUGAAAGAGGUGGACGAACAGAUGCUCAACGUUCAAAACAAAAACAGCAGCUAUUUCGUAGAGUGGAUCCCUAACAACGUGAAGACAGCCGUCUGCGACAUUCCGCCCCGCGGACUCAAGAUGUCCGCCACCUUCAUCGGCAACAGCACGGCCAUCCAGGAGCUGUUCAAGCGCAUCUCCGAGCAGUUCACCGCCAUGUUCCGCCGCAAAGCUUUCUUGCACUGGUACACCGGUGAGGGCAUGGAUGAGAUGGAGUUCACAGAGGCUGAGAGCAACAUGAACGACCUGGUGUCCGAGUACCAACAGUACCAGGAUGCCACUGCCGAGGAGGGAGAGUUUGAGGAGGAGGGUGAAGAGGAGGCGGCCUGAUCUCCACCCGUCAUCUUUGAUCUUCAGCUUCAUCCAUCUAUUGAAUCGCAUUCAAGGUUAUCUCCAUCUCCACCUUCUCACCUCCCUUUCUACACCUUCAGUUGUGUUAAACAGGGAACGUCCAGACAAACGUUUGCCUCAUUCUCACUUGUUCUGAAAGUUACAUGCAUUUGUUUUUACAUCUGUCACAUCCAUAUUCUCUCAUUUCUCAUCCUCAUAUUAAAUGACUUUGUAUUAACAGAAUAAACAUGACUUAAUCUAA